Molecule: messenger RNA, 1020 nt
Organism: Centropristis striata (black sea bass)
Lineage: Eukaryota; Metazoa; Chordata; Actinopteri; Perciformes; Serranidae
Gene: park7
Product: parkinson protein 7
Exons: 6
Coding region: 103-672 (189 amino acids)
Biological process (GO): protein deglycation, glyoxal removal; guanine deglycation, glyoxal removal
Cellular component (GO): nucleus; cytosol
Molecular function (GO): protein deglycase activity
Source: RefSeq, a predicted model, not a curated record
CAACCCUGGUCCUGCUGCUCUGUCUCUUUCCAGUUGCUGCUGCAAGUUGCACGCCGAAGUUAGCGUCUUUGCACCUGACAUAUCUGCAAAGCUAACUUAACCAUGGCAGGCAAGAGGGCUCUAUUGAUCCUGUCUAAAGGCGCAGAGGAGAUGGAAACUGUGAUUCCUGUGGACAUCAUGCGCAGAGCUGGGAUUGCUGUGACGGUUGCUGGGCUGACGGGCAAAGAGCCAGUCCAGUGCAGCAGAAACGUCGUCAUCUGUCCUGAUGCCAGCCUGGAGGAGGCCAGCACACAGGGUCCGUACGAUGUGGUGGUGCUGCCAGGAGGAAUGCCAGGGGCCCAACAUCUGGCAGAGUCUGCUGCUGUGAAGGAGGUGCUAAAGGAUCAAGAUGGCAGAAAAGGCCUGAUUGCCGCCAUCUGUGCAGGUCCCACUGCUCUUCUGGCUCAUGGCAUCGGGUACGGUAGCACAGUCACUACACAUCCUGGCAUGAAGGACAAGAUGAUGGCUGGAGACCACUAUAAAUAUUCAGAGGCUCGAGUACAGAAGGAUGGACAUUACAUCACCAGCCGUGGGCCAGGAACCAGUUUCGAGUUUGCCCUGACGAUUGUAGAGGAACUUAUGGGGGCUGAGGUUGCAGCUCAAGUCAAGGCUCCUCUUGUUAUGAAAGACUGACUGUAGCCGUGCCCACUUUGAUCCUGCGAGCAACACUGCUCACUAAACAAAUCUUGCACUACUGAGACAGCUAAUCCAAUGUAGCUGGCACAAAGAGUCAAAGUCACUAGUGACAAAUCAUUCUCCCUCGGGGACAUAAGGAUGCUUCUGCUCUGACAGGUUAUUGUCUUAUUUGGUUGGCAGUAAAGGGCACCCAUUGUUGUUUUAACAAUCAAACACAAUAUAGAUCCACAGGAUUUCUAAAUUACAUUACAUUGAUUUUGGUACAUUGUAGUUAUUCCACAAAUUGCUCAUUAUUUUGACAGCUUUUAUUGUUUCACCUGCCAUUAAAACAUUGAUGUGACAAAA